UCCCUCUGGCGUUUAGUGGUAUGUCCUCCUCUGGUCGGUGUAGCUCCAUCUACCGAUCUGCUGCAGUCAGUGGGACAUUGAGCUCUCGCAGAGAGAAGUGUUUGGUUUUACGUUUAUGAAACAUGCAUGUCAAAAGGAAUAUUACUUUAUCGUAAAAUACUGUCUGGAUGUUCAGUGUAUGCAUUGCCUUCAUUUGGAGUCAUAUUUCAUAAUGGAAGCUGUGUUUCUACAUUGAGAGAGAGUUUUUAUGUGAGAAGACAACAAAAGGAAAGUAAGACGAGGAUAUCAGUGGCUGCACUGUUCGUUAUGAGUAAGCCGUUAUUUCAAGUCAAUAUGCCGGAGCAAGAAACCAGAAAUGUUUGUGUUUGGCUACCCAACAGAGAACAACUGGACAUCACCAUCGGGGCAAAAGCAACAGGGCAAGAACUUUUUAACAAAGUUUGUGAAUCCCUUAACAUCCAAGAAGCUCACUUUUUUGGGCUUAGCAUCGUUAAGAAUAAUGAAUACAUAUUCAUGGACCUAGAACAGAAGCUCAAUAAAUAUUUUCCAAAGGAAUGGAAGAAAGAGGCAGGCAAAGUUGCAGAGAAGUUUAGCCCUCCGUGCGUUGCCUUUUUCAGAGUGCAAUAUUAUGUAGAGAAUGGAAGGAUUAUAAGUGACAAGAAAGCAAGACAGCUCUAUUAUUACCAUCUUAAGGAUCAAGUCCUUAGAUCCCAUUGCACCGACAAAGAGGAGAUUUAUUUCUUGCUGGCAGCCUAUGCCCUUCAAGCUGAUUGUGGAAACCUAAACUCACACAUGAAAAACUACUUUGAGCCUGAGGCUUACUUUCCACACUGGAUAAUUGCAAAGAGAGGGAGUGACUACAUCUUGAAGCAUGCCCCUGAAAUACACAAGGAACAGGAAGGAAUGUCUGUUAAAGAAGCAGUCUUAAACUUCAUAAGAGAGUCUUGUUUCCUGGAAGAUGUGCCAGUGCAUUGCUACAGAUUGCAAAAGGAUAAGAAAGAAGAUCGACCCUCUAUUAUUCUUGGGGUGACGCUUCGUGGAAUGCAUAUUUAUCAGGAGGUGAAUCACGUACAGCAACUUCUCUAUGACUUCCCCUGGUCAAACGUGGGGAAGCUUACGUUUCUUGGUAAGAAGUUUGAGAUUCAGCCCGACGGACUUCCCUCUGCACGGAAACUGGUUUAUUACACUGGAUGUCCAUUCAGAUCAAGACACUUACUUCAUCUACUCAGCAAUAGUCACAGGCUAUAUCUAAACAUACAACCUGUGCUAAAACAGAUUCGAAAGCUAGAAGAGACAGAAGAAAAAAAGCGAUACCGAGAAUCCUAUAUUAGUGACAACAUGGAGAUGGACUUAGAUCAGUCAGAUAAGCAUUCUCAGGGAAGCAGUAAGGAAAGCACCAAGGACAAUCGUCUCUCAAGACAGUCAACAGUUAGCCAUGGCAGCUCACACACCUCUGGUAUCGAAGCAGAUUCUAAUCACAGGAUGUCGGUGGAGAUGUCCGUGGAUGAACCUUUUGGGAUUGAGACUGUUCAUCGUAAGGAGAAAUCUUACUGUUCCUCAAUAAGCCACAGCAGCUCUGGAAUAGAUAGUGGCAGCAAAGGAAGGAUAGAAGGGGACUCUCAGGAUGAUGAGGUGGAAGCGGCAGUAGAUGAGCCUGAUUGCCUCAUAGCUGACACUCCUUUACAACUUGGUCCAUCGGUUUUAGAGGCUGCUGAAGAAUCUGUUGAUUCACUUGGAUUAAAACGGUGCUUACAAGGUUUUGAACAGAUGGUUUUCUUGUCCGCAACACCAACAGUGAAGAUGAGAGGGCCUAGCGUGGAUUCUCUGUACCAGGUCAAAAUUUCAAAACCCAAAAAUUCUACUGACCGCUAUAGUCAAAGUUUAGAUGAUGUGCGUAUUUACCAACAAAACCAUCCUCCAUUUGCUGCCCCCACACUAACUUCUGACACAUCACAAAGUUACACUUUCGGAUAUCCAAUUGAGGACAAAAUGAUAGAUUACGAGUGCACCUACACAACAGCAGAUUGCAAGAUGAAAUCGGCCUUAUUUGGGAAAAGAUCCAUGAACUGUCUAUCAUUGGACCUUUUAGGAGAAGAUCAGCUCCUUGAGUUUAUAGUGUAGUAACCAAACCCUAAAAUUCACUGAAUGAAGAUUAUUACUAAUGGCUAGGCAGGUUUUACUGUCACUAAUGGCUUCCAAAUUUACCAUGUUUUCAUGGAUAGUUAAAGAUCCAUUUCCUUGUGUCUGUAGUAGAGAACAUGUGAUUAAAUCUGGAUUCAUAAAGUUUGCUAUGUUGCAUGGAAUGAGACUGUGGACGCAACCAAAUUUUGUUUCAUGAGUCAUGAAAUGUUAACUUGAUCAGCUUUUCGUGUGUUCUGUGCCACUGAAGCUCGUUUUAAGGAUGUGAAAAGUAAAAGCUGAUGUUAAAUAACAUAUCUAAGCAGAGAACUGAGAUUUCCCAUGGACAGAUGGAAAAAUAUAUCAAGAAAUCUGUGGAUAUGUGCAAAAUGAACUACUGAAGGCAUGUGGUUUACAUAAUCUGGAGUACCACGUCUGCCUUCACGUGUACCUUUGAACUAAGAUCAAAUUCUGAAAGCAAAGUCCUGUCCGACUUAAUAACUUUGCUUUAUUUUUUCCAAUACUUAUGCAAUAUCAUAAAUAGUUACUGAACACAGUCUAAAAGUGCCUUGAUGAUUGUGGUGUUAAUGUAGCUGUUAUGUGUUAAAGUAUUUACGGCUUAAUAUGUAAUGCCAUAUAUUGUUAACGUUUAUUUUGUAUAAAUGUAAUUUUUGGUGUA
Molecule: messenger RNA, 2797 nt
Organism: Spea bombifrons (plains spadefoot toad)
Lineage: Eukaryota; Metazoa; Chordata; Amphibia; Anura; Pelobatidae
Gene: FRMD1
Product: FERM domain containing 1
Exons: 14
Coding region: 127-2121 (664 amino acids)
Biological process (GO): positive regulation of hippo signaling
Cellular component (GO): cytoplasmic side of apical plasma membrane; cytoskeleton
Source: RefSeq, a predicted model, not a curated record